This is a messenger RNA of Chroicocephalus ridibundus (black-headed gull), 843 nucleotides long. Its product is annotated as beta-microseminoprotein-like. Lineage: Eukaryota; Metazoa; Chordata; Aves; Charadriiformes; Laridae. The coding region runs from base 128 to 475 and encodes 115 amino acids. The record is from RefSeq and is a predicted model, not a curated record. The transcript is spliced from 4 exons.
GAGUUAUUCAGGCAUGUUCAGUUUGCUCAAGGAUUGUUGUCAUAAACACCCUCUCUAUAUAAGUUCUCUGAGAUGAUGAGCUUCUUGCAGGUUAUCUCCUUACUGGAAGCCUCAUAAUUCUGCAACAAUGAAAACCAUCUUGGCCUGCCUUCUUGUUCUUGCCAUUAGCGUGACACUGUCCAAUGGUUAUUGCUUCCGUGAGUCACUGAGGCCGGGGAUAUCUGGUGGUGUGAUCGUAGGCUGCCUUGACUCAAAUGGAAAGGUGCAUGAAUUUAGUUCCAAGUGGAGGACAGAAGACUGCCAUGAUUGUUCCUGUUACAGGGACGGAAUUCAAUGCUGCUCCAGCUUUGCGACACCAGUUGGCUAUGAUGAAAAGAAGUGUGUAAAGAUCUUUGACAAGGAGACCUGCACUUAUAAAGUAGUGGAGAAACAUGAUUCCUCAAAAGAAUGCCCAGUCCACGGGUGGGUGGGCUAACAGGAUUGUGGAUUUGGGAGAUAUUUCCUCCUUUCCUUUUUUUUUGUUUUUUUUUUUUUUGUUUUAAGGGUGUUCUCUCUCUCUCUCAAAUCCAAAAACACCAAAAAAAAUGCAGCUGUUGAGUGAAAUCUACUCAUAAAACCUAACACAUAAUAAAACUGAAUAGCUACUCACAACAGACUCCCUUGGUUUCUCUGCCUUCUCCUUCCCCAUGAAGAAAGAACUGACUUGUUCUUUCCUUGAGAGCAGAAAUUAAAGACAGCAUUUUAAAAGUAGCAGCUACUGAGGAGGCUUGAAUUCUUCUCCGGUCACACUUCAGUGCCAGGGAGCAUAUUCUCUUAUCUGUGCACAGCUGUAUCUUAAAGCUA